AUGUGGAAAGAGAUGAAGAAACGUUGGCUAAUGUUUGGCGUGCUGGUGGUGAUGAUGUUGGCGGUGCUGGCGCCACGUAUCAUUCUAGAACGCAUUGCACCCCAUUCGGCCACCAAACUGUUUGCCCCGAUUGGCACCACUUCAAGUAAUCAUAUAUCACCACAGCAGAGUGGCCCUCUGCGCACGGAGUACGUGUGGUACGUCCUGCUGUGGUACGUGUACUACGUGGCGGGGGGCCUGGCGCGGGGCGAGUGGGCGGCGCGGGGGGAGCGGGGGGCGCGGGGCCCCCGGCCGCGGUUGCUGGUGGCGUGCGCUGCGCACGCGCACGUGGUGGCGCCCGCGCUCUGUGUGGCCGCAGUCGCCGCCUUCAGAGACGGAGUGGACCAUAGGAUGGUCAAAGGCGCGCUGGUGUCGUCCGUGGGGGGUCCGUGCGCGUGGCUGUCGUUGUCGCUGUCGCGGCAGCACGCGGCCGCUCUUACCGCCGCCAACUACGCCGCUUCGCUGCUAGCGGAGCCACUCGCCAUGUUCUUCAUUUGCGGGCGGGCGAGCGUGCCCCCCGUGGGGGCGCUGGUGCGGUCGCUGGCGACGUCCGCGGCGCCGUUCGUGGUGGGGGCGCUCCGCCCCCGGGCGCUCCGCCCCCGCCCCCGGCCGGGCCGCGCGCGCCCCGAGCUGGCCGCGCUGGGGCUGCUCUACGUGGACUGCUGCCGCCGGCUGCACCACGCGGAGGGGGGGCUGCACCUAACACACGUACUCGCCACGCUCAUGCUGGAGGUGAGCUACGUGGGCGCGAGCGCGGCGUGGUGCUCGCUGUACGCGCGGGGGGGCGUCCUGGCGGCGCACGAGGUCGCCCCGCUGGCAGCCUGCGCCGUGCCCAAGGCUCUCGCGCACGGGUGGGAGUGGUGGGGCGCGUGUGGGGGCGUGUCCCCGCUGCCGGCCGUGUUCCUGGCUCCCGCGCAGGCGCUCGUGCUCGCAGCCUUCACAGACGACGACCACGACAGUAGCGACGACGAAUCUCUCGACGGCGAACAUUAGGGCGGUAAACACACAACGAGACUCCCGCUAAUGAUUGUAAUG
Molecule: messenger RNA, 1074 nt
Organism: Achroia grisella
Lineage: Eukaryota; Metazoa; Arthropoda; Insecta; Lepidoptera; Pyralidae
Exons: 8
Coding region: 1-1032 (343 amino acids)
Source: RefSeq, a predicted model, not a curated record